AUGCUCUGCAUUGCAAUAUUGGCAUUUUAUCAGAUCUCUCAAACGAGUUCUGAGCUUAUUAAGUUUGAGGCAGAAGAUGGUUCAUACACGGGAUCGAUAAAAGACCGUAGUGCAGCGUCGGGCAAAGCUACAGUUUAUCUUACUGCCUCUCAGUCAGUAACACAUACAUUCCCCACACGAUCAUCAUGUUCAGUGGAAAUACACGAUGUGGCUUACACAAAUGACGGAGGCUCGGAUGUUAUUGAGGUUCAAAUUGAUGGCAUUCGGAUUGGCUCUUUCAACACCAUAGCAGCUUCAAACUUUGGUAUGAAUUGGAACGUGAUAAGGAACACUGGAAUGAUUGGGGAGAACAGAAAGAUCAACUCUGGCUCACACCAACUGCAACUUAAAGCUGUGAACACGGAUUCAUAUGGAGUUGAGCUCGACAAGUCAAUUCUCAACCUCACUUGUACAGCUCGAAUUCAACCGAGUCCAAUGUGCACAAAUAUUAGCUUGUUGACAGGCGCUUUAAACUGCAACAAUCCUCCAUACGCAACACGUAAUAGCAGCGACACUAGUUGUGCAGAGGAGGACAAUGUCAACAUUCCUAUCUUCUACAGUGGAGUUCAGAGCUUCAAAGUCACCGCACAUUUACCUGAGUAUUAUCCAUCAAUCACCACAAUGAACAAUCGUAAAGAAAAUUUUACAAAUUGUAAAUUUGCAUCUCAAAAUAUUUGGAAAAUUGGCGUAAAUGAUAACAGUCAUUCCGAGUUCGCAGCUUCAUGCGCUUCCAAUGUUUACUAUAUCGGAGAAUCAAUUUCUACAUUUUGUCAUGAAAUCACCAAUAAAUAUAACAAUACGAAAUACAAGAUAUACUUUACAGCAAGGGGUAUCAGUAGUGGCCUAGUUGAGGCUUCCAUUGGUUCAGUCUUAACAGUGAAGUUCACUGAAGUCACUGGUAAUUUGGUUUUACAAGCGAGGUGCUUUGGAAGAAAUAAAAAAUGGCUGUCUUUAGGAAAUGCUACAUUCAAUUCAGGUGAAUUGACAAAAAUGUGGAGGGUGCCUGAUCUUACAUGGAGUGAGGGACAAAAUUCGAAUCAGAUUGAAUUACAAGUUGCCAAUGGAAGUUCUAUUAAUGCAUCAGGAAAAUUUGAUUAUAUAAAACUGGAUAAACGAGAAGAACGUGGUGAGAGCAACACUAUUACUGUAUUUAACAACGGAGAAACAAUCAUCGAAGCAAUAACAAUUGACUUUUGGUGGUUGUAUCCCAAAGGCAUGAUUAUUAAGAAUUUGCAUAAUAAUCAAGAAUGGCACAACAUUACUUACUUUCGUAUUUAUAGAAAAAUACCAGGAACAAAUAACUUUAGCCAACUGUUUGUACUCUAUCAAGAUGGCAACAGUCGUAUUCUUCCAUUCCCACCUGAUGGCAUUGACUGGAUACCUUUUGGUUCUUCUGUCAUCAUUGGACCUACAACUAAUCCAAUACGUCCAUAUGCAUCCAUCAUUAGAGUGAAUAUAAAUGCUAAAAGUCUCAUAAUGGAAUUACACUAUGAGUCAGGUGGUAAAGCUACGGCAACUCUUCAGUACACUACGACUUCUACUACCAUUCAUGUCGAUGACAUUUCUUACACUACCACUCCACUGAUACCAUUCACCACAUUUCGGUCCAUGUGGGUUGCCGAUGGAAAUGCUGAUGUAGACCGUGUACAGACCAGUCGAAACUCUUGGCAUAUACAAUAUGGGUGGCAAUCAAUUUCAGCAUCAUCCUUCAAAUUCUUCCGAUCGUGCGUAUCAACUCAUAACACUCUUAGUCCAGAUAUACUCAUUGCUGUUAGUUGCAAAACAGCUGAAAGCAGUCAAGCAAGUGAGUCACGUUUUUCAAACAAAUCUACAGCUUUUAUCUGGGCAAUCAUCGCGAUUUCUGUUUUAUUUAAUUGUUACACUUCAUAA
Molecule: messenger RNA, 1929 nt
Organism: Paramuricea clavata
Lineage: Eukaryota; Metazoa; Cnidaria; Anthozoa; Malacalcyonacea; Plexauridae
Source: the annotation of a GenBank genome assembly